AUAAGUUAUUAACAAGCCUGUGAUUCUUACUCGUGAUUUACGUGCAUGAUUCACAAAAGCCUUUCGGGACCUUGUUUUUGUUCUUCUCUCUUCAAUCGCGCCUCAUUCUUUUUCCCUUUCGACGUGUCAAAGCUUGUGGCACACUCGUUCGUAAUCUGCCAAGCUUGGUCAUACACGGACCCUUCCAGACGUUUCCUCGCCGCCGCCUUUUGUAUCUGUCAUCUUCAUACGGAGACUUGCGACAACACCUCUGCCUACGAGUAACGCAGCCUUUCUACCAUUUUUAAAUACGAAACAUCUUCACCAUGGCGUCAUCAAACACACCAGAAGCUCAAAAUACCAGCUACGUCGAAAUGCACGACAAAAACGAAGCCACGCUGAUCGGCAAGCACUGUGAAUAUGACUACUGCAACCAACUCGACUUUCUCCCUUUCUUCUGUCAGUCAUGCCGAAAGACAUUCUGUCUCGAUCACCGAACCGAAGGAGCACAUAAAUGUACAAAUCCCGGUGCGUGGGCGGAGCGAAAGCGCCAGAGAGAGCUUGCGCAGCCCAGUAUUGGACAGGGAAAGGUACUAAGGGACAAGGUGUCUCAGAAGCCUUGCGCAUCACCUGAAUGCAAGACUACAAUCGGCACAUCUUUGACGCCUGGUGUACACUGUCAAACGUGUAACCGAGAUUACUGCCUGAAGCAUCGUCUAAAGGAGGACCACAAUUGCAGUAAUUUGGUACCCAUCGGAGCUCGACCUAUGCAAUUCGAUGUUGGUCAGAAGACAAAGACGGCAUUCGACAAACUGCGCGCAUGGGGUACAGCAAAGAAAGAACAAGCUGGCAGAGCGUUGCCCAAACCAAAGCCAAGCUCUGCCUCAGCGCGUGUCAUUGCUGUAAACAACCUGAAGAAGACAGCCAAGGGCGACGACAAGACACCUGUUGAGAAAAGAGUGUAUAUCUAUGUGGAGGCAGAGGCAGAGACAGCGAAGGCCAAGUUUCCUAAGGGAGAGUUCUUCUACAACAAGGAUUGGGUUGUAGGUCGAGUUCUGGAUGCUGCAGCAAGGAGUCUGCAAGUACAAAACAUCAACAACCAAAGCUCUGAUGAGAAGGACAAGCUUCGUGUCUUCCACGUUGAAGGAGGCAGAAUUUUGGAGUAUAACGAAAAGGUUGGAACGGCGUUGCAGAGUGGGAACACUGUGGUUUUGCUGCGUGGCUACCCACCACGCUUUAGUCUAAGCCGUUCAUCAAGCUUUAACUCAUCCUACUUCGCAGAAUGCGACAAUCUUAUUUACGAUAUCAAGAUGCCUCCUUUAGUACCACGCAAACGCUUGCGUGAGUCGCCGCCACCUGGAGAAGGCAGAGCAUCAAAAGCAGCCAAAGAGAAGCCCGAUUCAUCACGGCGCAAAGCAACACUGUACGAUGACCUGGAUGCAUCCGCGACACCUAACUCAAACUCGAUCCUCCAUGGAUUUGGAAAUGAUGAUGAUGAUGCAAGUUCUUUGACAUCGUUGUCAGAAGAUGAAUUCGAGGAUGUUGUGCCACCAAACCAAUUGAAAGGCAAGGAAGAGGAUUCUGAGGACGAUGAAGACAUUGAGUUCGAGGAUGUCCAAGCACCAGUUGCACCAAUGCCGGACGCCCCGGUAACGUCCGGGGACUUGGAAUUGACACUCACAAGGGACACCAGAAUCUCACUCACAAACACAUUCGACAGAAAAGGACCCUCAAAACGUGAGAGGAAGGUCCGGCAUGCCACACAUUGCGUUCACGUCAUGUUACUUCUAUGGCACAAUGCUACCCGAAAUGCAUGGCUUUGUGACCCCGAAGUGCAGGCGACUAUGAUCUCUCAUCUUCCUCCAAGACUCUGGGAUGAGGUGGAUCGAUGGAGGCGCAACAGUGGUCUAGAAAAGAAGCCGACGCCUAAGAAGCCAGCAAGGGAAAACGCAAAAUCGAAAGGUAAAGGCAAAAAGGUCCCGGACCGAAAGUCGCGCGACUGGGGUGCAGAGGCUGAGAGAUUGGAAGAAGGGGCUGUUGAUAUGAGUCAUGGAGAUCCCCUAUUUCGACUUAUGCAAACGUUGUCAGCUUGGUGGAAACAGCGUUUUCGAGUCACCGCGCCAGGAUUGAGGAAAUGGGGAUAUAUGUCCCUUGAGCGAUUAGACCGUCUUACAAAAGCGCAAAAAGCUGAGGCCCAUAAUCCAGAGCAAUUUGGUGAGAAGAUCUCAAACCUUGAGGAUUUUAGACAUCAUGCGAGGACCUGUGAAGGGAGUAGAGAUGUAGGUGCCCAGCUGUUUACAGCUCUGCUUCGUGGAUUGGGCCUUGAAGCGCGAAUGGUCGCAAACUUGCCUUGCCUAGGCUUCGGAUGGAAUAAACUUGAGGAGGCUGAGCCAGAAACGAAUGGAAGCGCGGAUCAGAAAAAUGAGACACCCGAGAAGAAGGUGAAAACGGCGACAAAAAACGUUACAUCAAAGAAGAAGUCUACCAAGAAAACGAAAGAGACCACGAGAAAUCCGACACGAAAAACAAGGCCCAAAACGGAGGUUGAAAACGACCCAGAUGAUCUGGAACUUGAGUACAAGGACACUGAUGAUGAAUCUGUCGUUGAGAUGGAUGUCACGCCAAGGAAGACAUCAAUCAAGACACCAGCCAAAAAAUAUGACGCCGACAUGGAAUUUCCACAUUAUUGGACAGAAGUCCUAUCACCAGUCACUAACAAAUACCUACCCGUUGAUGCUAUCGUCAAAAACGUAGUUGGAACAAACCGAGAUCUCAUCGAAUCUUUGGAACCCCGCGGAGCCAAGGCCGAUAAAGCACGUCAAAUCAUGGCAUACAUCGUGGGUUAUUCACGGGACGGAACUGGCAAAGAUGUCACAGUCAGGUAUCUGAAACGGAAUAUGCUUCCUGGCCGUACAAAGGGAGUGAGGAUGACACCGGAGAAAGUUCCCGUCUACAAUCGUCAUGGGAAGGUGAAGAGAUAUGACCAGUUUGACUGGUUCAAAACCGCAAUAUCUGGGUAUCUGAGAGGCAGCAAGAACUACCCUAUAACCGAAGUCGAUGAGAUGGAAGAAGCAACAGAUCUAAAGCCUGCAAAGCCCGAAAAGAAGGAGGUCAAGGAGGGCCAGGAGACAUUACAAUACUACAAGCAGUCCAAGGAGUUUGUCCUCGAGCGGCACUUGAAGCGUGAAGAGGCACUCAGACCUGGAGCGAAGGCUGUCAAAGUAUUCAAAAACAAGGGCAAAGGUGGCAAGGUCGAGGAAGAGGACGUGUUCUUGCGCAGCGAUGUCCUGAACGUCAAGAGUGCCGAGACCUGGCAUAAGCAGGGACGGGCACCACUGGUAGGAGAGCAGCCAUUGAAGAGGGUACCCUACCGUGCAGCUACAAUAAAUCGCCGGCGAGAAAUCAUGGAAGCAGAAGCUGCCACAGGAGCAAAGGUCCUGCAGGGGCUCUACAGCUGGGAGCAAACCGACUGGAUCAUUCCGCCACCGAUCAAGGACGGUGUUAUCCCUAAAAACGAAUACGGGAAUAUUGACUUGUUUGCUGAACAUAUGUGUCCCGAGGGUGCUGUGCAUGUACCCUUCCGAGGGGCUAUGCGUGUUUGUAAAAAGUUACAAAUCGACUAUGCAGAAGCCGUUGUGGACUUUGAAUUUGGCCACCGUAUGGCUGUGCCUGUCAUCCAGGGUGUUGUGAUUGCUCAGGAGAACCACGAUAUGGUGAUGGUAGAGCUCGAGAAGGAUGAGGCAGAACGCGCACGAAAGGAAGAUGAGAAGCGACGAAAGAAGGCGUUAGCUCAAUGGCGUCGCUUCCUCAUGGGCAUGCGUAUUGCAGAACGAAUUCGACUGGAGUAUGGCGAAAUUACUGAUGAAAUAUCCGUGUUUGGGCAUGCUAGAGACUCGGUCCAGAUCAAGAAGCAACCACAGGUCGAGGAUGAAGACAUGGCUGGUGGAUUUCUUCCAGAGGGGUACGUGGAAGAAGAGGAGGAAGAGGAACUACCGGCUCACCACACUUCGAGCUUCUUCCCCGCUGUUGAUGAGGACGAUGACGGCGAUGAUGGACUAGUGAUGGAGCAUGACGGCGCAGAUCAGCAAAGAGUAAUGAUGCAGAUGGAGGUUGACGGCAAACAAGAACCGGCCCCGGAAUCGCAGGUCGAAGUAGGGCCGGAGUCUGAAUCGGAGUCACGACCGAUGAACACAAAGUUUGAUGCAGGGCGGAAGCAUGAAGAGGAAGAGGAACCCAAACUGGAGGCGCAAUCCGAGGCAGAGUCUGAGCCGCCGCAAAUGAGUGCAAGGACAAGGAGACGAGGCCCAGCGAAAGCAGCCAAGGAAAAGCCUUCAGCUGGGCGUGCAACUAGACGGUCAACACGGAGCGGACGGAAAGUUGUCUCGUAUGAUGAAGAUGCAAUGGAAGAAGAAGAUGAGGUGGGAGGUUCAUAUGCUGAAUCUGAGGACGAUGAGUAGGAUUGGCCCCUGAGCGGUCCGGCUCACUGCAAUAUAUGAUAUUAAUGUGAUAGUACGAAUAAUGAUAAUGCCUGUCAGUUGUCGGUUUGCAGGGGACGGGAAGUAUCCGUUUGCGAAGUUUAUACACUAUUGAAUUUUGUAUUGCUCUUGGGCUGACAAACCACGGAUCUGUGCAUUGCCUGUUUGAUAGGAUAUGAAUUUUGUGUAACUGAAAACUGAUUUGUUUCAACUAUGAGAACUUGAGGUGACAAGUUCAUAGAGCGAGAGGACAGACAGUUGAAUAGGUAGUUCUUGGAGAUCAGUAUCAUUUAAAUAAGCCGUCUUUAGC
Messenger RNA from Fusarium redolens, 4764 nucleotides. RefSeq lists its product as uncharacterized. The transcript is spliced from 3 exons. Lineage: Eukaryota; Fungi; Ascomycota; Sordariomycetes; Hypocreales; Nectriaceae. Gene Ontology annotation, biological process: nucleotide-excision repair; mismatch repair. The record is from RefSeq and is a predicted model, not a curated record. Gene Ontology annotation, molecular function: single-stranded DNA binding; zinc ion binding; damaged DNA binding. Gene Ontology annotation, cellular component: cytoplasm; nucleotide-excision repair factor 2 complex; nucleus. The coding region runs from base 306 to 4436 and encodes 1376 amino acids.